AUGGCUUCGGAAGCGGCUUUCGUUGAGAAAUUUGUGGGUGUAUCGUUUCCAUCCUCCACGGCAUUUGGGAAGAUCUCAAAUGAAUACAUGAAGGAUAACUUUGUGAUAUUUGUGCUAAUCGAAGCACCAACAAUUUUUUGCAUCACGAAUGGGUGUACUACAAAUGCAGCAGGCGCCCUCCAAGACCAACGGAAAGCCGUGGAAUCCGAAGAAGCUAGUAAGCCGAGCUCCGGAAUGGUUCAUUUCGGUAAUGUGACCAACAAUCGACUGGAGAAUACGAACGGACGCCUUAAUGAUCGGGUGCACCACUCCGACACGUUGUCUGUCCGUUGUCUGUUAAUGACGUCCUACGCAUUACAUGAUUUCAACGGUCAAAUGAACGCUCCUCACGAAGAAGAAAAUGCGCCUCACACAAAGACGUAUGUAAACUUUAAAACGACCAAUAUAUCUCAAAAUUUCAACACGUCCAUUUUGAACCUUUUCUCCGUUACUGAUGGAUGCAUUAAAUCCUGGUGCCUCAGUUUCACGGAUUCACGGAUUGAUACACAGGAUCGAGGCUAUUGCCCAAGUCUCCCGGGUCGGUUUUGUUCUUGUCGGUCAGUGGCUGUCGUUCACCUGAAAGGCACAAGCUUGCUGAGGAUCGACUGUGCCAGCUUUGCUGGCGUGAUUUUUCCGGAGAAUGACCCCCAGAUUAUUAGUCUGAUUUCCAUUAGGUGUCUGUCCACUAGAGACGCUGUGGCGGUUUUUAUAGCUGCGUCAGAAAGUUGUAUGACUUUCUUCUCAGCCAUGGGACCCGGUAUGGACAUCGCGAGGUAUUGGUUCAGCGAGGAAAGUUCCUUGUCGACUUUCGCCCAGGUCGCUGCAUUCUUAGCGCCUGAGUCCUCCAGUGCCUUCGAAAGACGCUCUAAUUUCGCGUCGAGUAUCCCGAUUAAAGCGGAACACUGGCAGUGGUCUUUCGGCAUCUGCACUGGGGAUUGGGUACCGUUUCGGGGGACUCUUCUCUUCGCUGCGCUGGACUUAACUCGGUUCGAAGUGGAUAUACAAGAUUAUCGAGUCACUUUUUUAUCGCGAAAAAAAGAGGACAAAGCCGACAAUCAUCAGCUCUCCUGGGGUGUCAUCAUCAUCAUCAUCGACAGCAUGACAUCAGUGUUCAACACCGAUGCUUCACUGCCGUACAACCAUGACUUAUUUGAAAGCCUUAUUGUAAAGAAAAGAGUAAAGUGCUGGACCUACAAGGAGAGGGUUAUUAAUGGGGUGGGGAGGGAGGGAAGAAAAAGUAUGUGGAAGAGAAAGAAGAGAGGCGUCAGCAGUAGCCUGUUUUCGCAUACCUGCCCUGCUGUAUGCAGCAACUUUUCUUUCCCGUUCACAUACGUCUUCCUCCCCCUCGACUCGAAAUCUAUCUUCAAGCUUCGACGCUCAGUUUGCCUAGUUUUAAUGUCAAUACUCCAAAGAGGAAAACGAGUCGUUCCUGCCACCACAUUGGAUUCAUUCGGCAAUAAUGUGUGCUGUGUAUUAGGGACAAGAAUUCAGGAUGCAAGCACAGUGAUUGAGCUAACUGCCAUAUCACUCCAGUCGCUUCUGGCUGCGCUUUUCUAA
Messenger RNA from Opisthorchis viverrini, 1596 nucleotides. RefSeq lists its product as hypothetical. Lineage: Eukaryota; Metazoa; Platyhelminthes; Trematoda; Opisthorchiida; Opisthorchiidae. The transcript has 10 exons. The coding region runs from base 1 to 1596 and encodes 531 amino acids. The record is from RefSeq and is a predicted model, not a curated record.